AUGUCCGGAGCAAGAUGGCGAGCAAGCGAGCGAGUGACGUCAUCACAACAACAGCAAGCUGCUACACGAGGUGUAGACGACGACUCGUGUGAUAACACUGCCGCUCCUCAACUGAUAACAAUGUCGCCGCGCAAUCACUACCAACAAGAUAACAACUCUGAUAAGAAGAACUGCAGCUACCAUCAAGAAGAUAACACUGCCACUCCUCAACUGAUAGCAAUGUCGCCACUUAAUCACCAACAACAAGAUAACAACUCUGAUAAGAAGAACUGCAGCUACCAUCAUGAAGAAGAUAACACUGAUGCUCCUCACUGUCUUAGAGACGGUCUCCACAUGCCAAAAUGGAUCUCUGUGUUAUUUGGACACGCGACUACAUCAAACUCAAUCAUUUGUAGAGAUUUUAAUGCCCAUCAUCGAUUGGCACUGGGUUCGAACACAACAAAUGAGACCGGCAUUCACAUUGCACAUCUAAUAGACCAGCUUCCAGAAAUCCAAAUCCUAACCAAGAAUAAACACCCACCCACAUCCAAGGAGGAUAACAAGCCAGAGGAAUGUUCAGUGUGUUAUAACGAUUAUGAUGACAAUCAGCUACGGCCUCGCAAUCUGCCGUGUGGCCACACAUUCUGCUCCCAGUGUAUUGACAAUGCUAUCAAGAAUGAUCAGCUGUCCUGCCCCAACUGCCGUGCCGAGCACGCUGCCACAGCUGCUACCCAGUUCCCAAUUAGCUAUGCUGUGGAGGCUUUAGUUAGGAAACUCAAAAAUAUCCAGCUAACAACUGAGGAAGUAGUGCCAGCAAAACCUUAUGAAGGUCCCGCCAGAGGCAUCAGUAAGACGUUACGUUCCAUGGUGCAGGAGCAGAAGAGCAUCAUCAGCAGCCUCAUUACUACCUGUGAAGAGGUACUGUCCCAGCUGGGGGAGUACCGGGGAGAGCUGGGGGACUGGAAGACUCACCACCUCCAGCUCCAGGACAGACUCUAUGCUCUGGUAGAGCAGAACAAGUCAGCAAUGAAGCUCUUGGAACUGGAGGAUACCAGUGUGGUGGAUAUGACAACACAAGGAGAGGAAGGGAAGACUCAGCUGCAGGCCAUGUUGGGGAGCCUCGACACAGUCAACACCCCACAGGAGGUUGGCACAACCAUAGACACAGCUGAUGAGUGCAGCAUGAAGGUAGAAGAUUGGCUCCAGAAGUGCCAGACACUCUUCCCAGAUGUAAAGACUGUCCACACCUCAGUGAAGGUGCAGGAGACAAUCAGGGAGGCCCUGGACAUGAUGACCACAGAGACAGGUGCCACAGCUGACCCCGUACACCUGGGAGACUCAGCCUCCAGCAUCAUGGAUAAAGUUCAGGAAAUCACUGGAGAGAUCCCCCAGAAGCAAUUAACAGUAAGUUUUUUAUUUUCUCUCAUAGGUCAUAUCACAAGAUAUUGAGUUGCAUUUUGAGGA
This is a messenger RNA of Procambarus clarkii (red swamp crayfish), 1443 nucleotides long. NCBI's taxonomy places the organism in Eukaryota, Metazoa, Arthropoda, Malacostraca, Decapoda, Cambaridae. The record is from RefSeq and is a predicted model, not a curated record.